AUGAUUCGGUUAAACGUUUUAUUAGCAGUAGUCGCGCUUCUGUUUUUAACAGUUGAUGCAAAAAAAGGUUUUGGUCCCGGUGAACAAGAUUGGGGUCAUAUAACAGUACGUCCUGGUGCUCAUAUGUUCUAUUGGUUAUAUUAUACAACAGCAAAUGUUAAAAAUUAUACUGAACGUCCACUUGCAAUAUGGUUACAAGGUGGUCCAGGUGCAUCAUCAACUGGUUAUGGUAAUUUUGAAGAAUUAGGACCAUUGGAUUUAGAAUUGAAUUAUCGUAAUUAUACAUGGGUUAAGGAUAUGAAUGUUUUAUUUAUUGAUAAUCCAGUUGGUAGCGGUUUCAGUUAUGUUGAAAAUACAAAUUUAUUAACUAGAACUAAUAAUGAAAUUGCAUUGGAUUUAGUUGCAUUAAUGAAAGGUUUUUAUAAAAAACAUCCUGAAUUUAAAAAAGUUCCAUUACAUAUAUUUUGUGAAAGUUAUGGUGGUAAAAUGGCACCAGAAUUUGCAUUAGAAUUAUAUGAAGCAAUAAAACGUGGUGAAAUUGAAUCAAAUUUAAAAUCAGUUGCAUUAGGUGAUCCAUGGACAUCACCAAUGGAUUCAGUAUGGGCAUGGGGUCCAUUUUUAUUACAAACUGCUAUGGUUGAUCAACAUGGUUAUGAAGAAAUUCAAGCAGCUGCAGCUGAUUGUGCAAAUUCAAUUAAAAAUGAACGAUGGGUUGAAGCAACAAAUAAAUGGGGUGCAACACAAAGAGUUGUAAUGUGGGAAAGUCAUUAUGUUGAUUUUUAUAAUAUCUUAAAGAAAAUACAAGGUGGUUAUAAUGCAAUGAAUUUAAGAAAUGAUGAUUUAAUGUAUCGGACCUUGGUUGAUUAUGAUUUGAUUGGAGAUCGAAAAUAUUCAUUAGAUGAAUUAAUGAAAGGACCAGUUUCAGAAACUUUGGGUAUUACUAAAAAUGUACGAUGGGGUAGUCAAAGUAGUGUUACAUUUAGUGCAUUAUCUGGUGAUUUUAUGAAACCAGUUUAUCAUAUUGUUGAAAAACUUUUGAAUUCAACUGAUGUUCAAGUUGGUGUAUUUUCUGGUCAAUUAGAUUUAAUAUGUGCUACUUCAGGCACUGUUAAUUGGAUUGAUAAAAUGCGUUGGAAUUAUCGUAAUGAUUAUUUAAAUGCACCACGUAAAGCCAUAAGUGUUAAUGGUAUUAUUGAAGGUUAUACUAAAGAAGCUGGUAAUUUUUCAAUGCAUUGGAUUAAUCGGGCUGGUCAUAUGGCACCAGCUGAUAAUCCAGCCGGUAUGAGUUAUGUAUUACAAAAAUAUACAAAUUUUGGUGGAAUGUAAAUGAAAAUAUAAAUGAUAUUCGCUUAAAUACAAUUGAAUAAGAAUGAAUUAAAAUAG
Messenger RNA from Condylostylus longicornis, 1383 nucleotides. RefSeq names its product retinoid-inducible serine carboxypeptidase-like. Gene Ontology annotation, biological process: proteolysis. The transcript is spliced from 5 exons. NCBI's taxonomy places the organism in Eukaryota, Metazoa, Arthropoda, Insecta, Diptera, Dolichopodidae. The record is from RefSeq and is a predicted model, not a curated record. The coding region runs from base 1 to 1326 and encodes 441 amino acids. Gene Ontology annotation, molecular function: serine-type carboxypeptidase activity.